Messenger RNA from Thrips palmi, 2015 nucleotides. RefSeq names its product esterase E4-like. The transcript is spliced from 14 exons. The record is from RefSeq and is a predicted model, not a curated record. Lineage: Eukaryota; Metazoa; Arthropoda; Insecta; Thysanoptera; Thripidae. The coding region runs from base 111 to 1952 and encodes 613 amino acids.
CUCGCGUUUUUGGACAGGUGCGCACGCAGCCGUCGCGUGUUAGAUGGAACCGGCGAUGGCACUGCGAAAGCCAGUGUCCGCCCGGCCAGCAACACGUCCACAUCUCCAGCAUGGGCCUCCGCGCCGCCACCGCCGCGGCCAUCGGCGUCCUCCUCGCAACGUGCUCGGCAGUUUCCGGAGGAUACGUAGCAACGCCAGAUGACACCCCCGUUGUGCACAGUUUACAAGGCGAUGUUGUGGGCGUCAAGAAGAGCACCGAGGCCGGCACCAAGUACAUGGGCUUCUACGGCAUCCCCUACGCCAAGCCGCCGACUGGGGAGCUUCGCUUCAAGGCCCCGCAGCCCGCCGAGAGUUGGGAGGGCGUGCGGACGGCGCGGGAGGAGGGGAACAUCUGCCCGCAGCCCACGUCGCCGAUGAAAGCAUUCAGUCACGUGGCGCAGAAGAUGAGCGGCGUGGUGAAGCAGCUGGCUGGACUGCCGAACGUCCCUCGCUUCGCGGCCAAGCACAUGCUGGGCAUGGGCGAGGACUGCCUCUACCUGAACGUGUACACUCCCGUGGAGGCCCUGCCGCCUGACUCGUUGCUGCCGGUGCUGGUGUUCUUCCACGGCGGCGGCUACUCGCUGGGCAAUGCGGACUCCCUGUUCUACGGGCCGGACUUCCUCAUGGACAGGGGCGGGCUGGUGCUGGUCACCCUCAACUACAGGCUGGGCCCGCUGGGCUUCCUGGCCACCAACACGACGGACGCGCCGGGGAACGCGGGCCUGAAGGACCAGCGGCAGGCGCUGCGCUGGGUGCGCGACAACAUCAAGGCGUUCGGCGGCGACGCGGACAAGGUGACGAUCUACGGGGAGUCGGCCGGCUCCCACUCGGUGCACAUGCACGUGCUGUCCCCCAGCUGCAAGGGUCUGUUCCGCGCGGCCAUCCUCUCCAGCAGCAUGGUCCCCGACCCGUACGGCGUGCAGAGGAACCCCAACGACAUCAGCAAACGCGUGGCCGCGGUGCUGGAGCCGUCCGAACCGGAGGCCGUCGAGGACCCCGUCAAGCGCAUCGCGUUCCUGCGCAGCGUCCCCGUCAAGGCCCUCUACGCCAAGAUGAUGAGCGCUAUGACGGAAAAGGACAUUCGGUCCAUCUCCGUGUCGCUGCCCUGGGCCCCCGUGGUGGAGCCCCCCGGCAGUGAGGACCCCUUCCUCACGCGAAACCCCGACGACAUCCUGGCGGAGGGAGACUUCGCCCGCGUGCCCAUGAUGAUCGGCUCCAACUCCGCUGAGGGCACUCUCGUGGUUCCACUUUUGAACGAUGAUAUUCUGAGGAACAUCUCGGUGAACCCCGUCCGCAUGGUGCCGGACAUCAUGUACGACAAGCUGGACGAGGACGCGAGGCAGGAGUGGGCGAAGAAGAUCAUGGACAUGUACUUCAAAGGCAAACCCUUGGACGAGGAGGCCACCGCGCCCUUCAUUGACGCUGCGGGUGACGAACUUCUCGGCCACGGGAUACACGUCGGGACGCGCUGGCACGUCAAACACGCCACACCGGAGGCACCCGUCUACCGGUACAUUUUCACGCUGGACGCGUUUGGAGUGGUGUCUUUCUUCCUCGGAGCAGCCAAGUACAUCCCAGGUGCGGCAGGCCACGGCGAUGACUUGGGCUACGUGUUCAAACUGCACCUGCUGACGGGCCUGGAGGUCCCCGAGCGGGAGCGCGUCCGCAAAGGCACCGAGCGAAUGACGCAGCUGAUCAAGAACUUCGUGGUAGCGGGGAACCCCACCCCUGGCGGCGCUGCCAACACGGACGUCAUCGGCGUGGAUUGGCCGGCCUGGUCGGUCGGCGCGGAGCGAUAUCUCGAGAUAGGCGACGAGCUAAUCGUCAAGGAGGGCGUUCCGCUGGCCGAGAGGAUGGCAUUCUGGGACCAGGCCGCCAAGCAAGUCAUCAGGGAACCCGUCUACGACAUGUGAUUGUGGUCCUCGAAACACAGAUUGUUGAAAAAAUAAAGGAAAACCGGGCCGAGGUAUGAGGAA